ACGAGCCGCGGCGGCGGCAGACACAGCCCCGGAGCGGAGCGGAGCCGCGCCGCGCCGGGGGAGGCGGCAGAGGAUGGAGGAGGAGAUGCAGCCGGCGGAGGAGGGGCCGAGCACCCCCAAAAUCUACAAGCAGCGGGGUCCCUACAGCGUCCUGAAGACCUUCCCCGGGAAGCGGGCGGCGCUGGCCAAGCGCUACGAGAGACCCACCAUGGUGGAGGUGCCCCGCGGACGCGGAGCGGGGCAGCCCUUCCCGCACGCCGCCGAGCCGCUGCCCUACGCGCCGCACGGCCCCUUCCCCAGCGGGCCUGGCCGCCCCGCCGCCGCCCCCGGCGCUGUCCAAGGCCACCCGCGACCGCCGCCGGCCCCGAGCUCCGCGGCCCGCUACGGCCCCUGCCCGGCGGCGGGCGGCGGCGCGGAGCUGAGCGCAGAGAGUCGAAUGAUCCUGGAUGCCUUUGCCCAACAAUGCAGCCGGGUUCUAAGUCUCUUAAAUUGUGGUGGAAAACUACUGGACAACAAUCACUCUCAGUCCAUGAUUUCUUGUAUAAAGCAGGAAAACCCAAAUUAUAGUGAAAGACAAGAGCAAUGUCAGCUUGGGAAGAUGGUCCAUAGCCAGACGUCAGACAUUUUAGACAUAGAGAUGCAGUACAUGCAAAAGAAACAGCAAACCUCAGCCUUUCUGAGAGUUUUUACCGAUUCUCUUCAGAACUAUUUGCUUUCUGGGAGUUUCCCUUCUCAGAACACCUCAUCAGUAAAUGAUUUUAGCCAUUUGGCAGAUGUGGAUCCACUUUCAACCUCUCCAGUACACACUUUAGGUGGAUGGACAUCUCCCGCAACAUCUGAAUCUCAUGGUCACCCAUCAUCUUCUACACUUCCAGAGGAGGAAGAGGAGGAAGAAGAAGAAGGUUACUGCCCUCGGUGUCAAGAGCUAGAGCAGGAGGUAAUUUCUUUGCAACAAGAAAAUGAAGAACUACGUAGAAAGUUGGAGAGCAUUCCAGUGCCCUGCCAGACCGUUCUAGAUUAUUUGAAGACUGUACUUCAGCACCACAACCAGCUUAUGGUACCACAGCCAGCAGACCAUCCGACUGAGGGGAGCAAGCAGUUGCUGAACAACUACCCUGUCUACAUCACUAGUAAACAGUGGGAUGAGGCUGUAAAUUCUUCCAAGAAAGAUGGACGACGGCUCCUUCGCUAUCUCAUCAGAUUUGUUUUCACAACCGAUGAGCUUAAGUACUCAUGCGGCCUUGGAAAAAGGAAAAGGUCAGUGCAGUCAGGAGAGACAGGUCCUGAAAGACGUCCUCUGGAUCCAGUAAAAGUAACAUGUCUCAGAGAGUUCAUUAGGAUGCACUGUACUUCCAACCCAGACUGGUGGAUGCCAUCCGAAGAGCAGAUUAACAAAGUAUUCAGCGACGCAGUAGGACACGCUCGUCAGGGGCGUGCUGUGGGGACUUUCCUUCACAAUGGGAACUCCUAUUACGAAGGGACUGACCACCCAGGAUCGCAGGACGAGGUCUUCAAUAGAGGUAUGCAAGACGGAUCUGGCGAUUGAUGGCAGUGAGAACAACUUCAUCCAACAGUAGCAACCACUUGAUUUAGGAGAGACUAUUUGUUAAACAUACUUACCCUGCUGUCAUUUAAGAGUCCAAAGCAUGUUUGAACACAUACUGCAUACAUUUCAGCUUUUCCAUCCUACCACGUCACAGUUAACAGAAAUCCAUUUCAGGACCUGCUCUAUUGGACCUCUCAGUGCCUAUUAUUUGCAAAUCCUUCAUAACACCCUCAAAGGGAAAUUGCAGCUCAUUUUGUCUAGUUUUAGAGGAAAGGUCAUUUAAAAACCAUAAAAGCGUCAAAAGAAACAGCAGCUACUAUCUCGUCUGCCUCUUGAUAACAAGCCCAGGUCUGGACCCAGAACAGCUGGGUACUAUUCGCUUUCCCAGAGUAGGAAAUGUAAGAACAAGUCUGUGUGCUUAUAACAAAAACAGAAGUGGUCUCCCAUUUCCGAACUGAGCAUAACACAAUUAUAAAUGCUACCUUAAAACACUGCACAAGAUGGAAAAUUUGAGGACUUCCUUUAGCCAACGCUGCCAGGAAAUUAAGCUUCCUGGGUAAAACAGCAGCGCUCGUCAACAGCAGAAUCCUUCAAAGACCCAGAACAAUAACAGGCACUUCUAAUAGAUAAAAAUUGCUUUGUAUAUCAGAUAGUCACUAUAUUUAUCUAGAUUUCUAGGGGAUUAGAGCUGAUCACGACAGUUUUCAUUAAAACAAGAUUGCUAAAAACAAAUUGCCAUUUCAAAAGACAGGUUUUGCUUUGUCUGUUCCUGUUCUGCAGCCAUAUUAUGUAGCUUUAGAGGCUUUAAAUUGCCUUUUCCCGGUUUGCUUUCAUUUAUGUUUUAUACCCAUUCCCUGAAACAGAUGAGGCAAUGCGUUGGUCUUAAGUCAGAUGCUCAGUGUUGCAUUCAGGCAGGGCUUGGGUGAGAAGAGUCUGGUUUAUGCUUCUGCUAUAAGUAAACGUGGGGUUCCAGAGUUAGUAGGACAGUCCAGAGCUGUAAGAGAGUAGCCGUGCUGAAGCAGAAUUUGCAAUGGCACAGAAUUGGAAACCAAUAACUAUUAAAAAAAACACCCAAAAUAUCAGUCCACUGAAAACCUUUCAUUUUAAAGGCUUAGGAGUCCAUUGUCCUUCUAAAUUGAUGCACUCCAGAAAUAUGCAAUGCCAAAGAAAUUAUAUCCUUUCCUUUCCACAUCAGGGUCUUUUCAUCUCCUUACUCUUGUCCAGUUGCUCGGGCCCGUGCUGGCAUCCUUCACAGCCUGAACCAGCUCUCCUCAAGGCACCAUUUCUCUGUGGGCAGGUACAGGGAACUGGCUUUUGGAAAGAAAGUUCACUUCACUUUUGACCAUCCUUAGUGCUACCUCAUCAGCGUUGGCUCUCCUGAACGCGUCUCUCAUACUCCCCAGCUUUCCUAACUGCCUUGUGCAAGUCACAAAAGAAGCUACUAAUAGCUCCUUUUACCCUUCUCCUCUCCUUCCCUACCUUCUCCACAUGUGCCGGGCAGGGCAGGAAGCACCCAGUCCCUUCCUCAAAGAUCAGGAAGGACCCUCUGGGGUCCUUCAGCUCCAGCCUGAGCAUGGGUGCAGGACUGAGGCAGUCAAAGGUCAGCUCACCUCCAUCCUAGUUUCCUCCCGCCUCUUGCCUCCUCUCGGCCUGCAGCUGCAAGUGGUACAUGCCUCAGGACAUGGGCUGCACCCUGGCCUAGACAGGAUGUCGCUCAGGCAGGAUACACUUUAGGCCCUUAAAUGUCCGAUACCUCUCGCUACGUUUUGGUGAUUUUUAAAAGGGAGUUGUGAAAGAGGCGCGCUCGCCCCAGAAUAACUCGUUUAUUUUCCGAAAGCCAACAAGUAGUUUGGUCACAUGGGACCUCAGCAGGCCCAGGGGUUUGGGACAGCACAUCCCUCACUACAGGCAGGAGACGGCUUUUCUUUCAGCAGUUGCUGGUGUGUGGUGGUGGCCUCCAGAGGAGAAACUCAGUGUAUAGAAAUGUCACAAUGGUACAAAUGUCCUAUAGUAGCUUUUCAGUGUUGAACUUACACUUUUUUUAAAAGAACUAUAAUAGAUGAUGUUACAUUGCUCAGAUGGUGUAAGUCUUGCUGGUCUAUGUUUAAUGUGGUGACAUUUGCCAGAACUACUUGGUAAAACAUGUCAGAAUGUGUGAGUCAACAUUAUACUGUAAAUUUGUCCAUGGCGAUAUGUAUCAAUGCUGUAUUUUUGUAAAC
Colius striatus (speckled mousebird) is the source of this 3765-nucleotide messenger RNA. RefSeq names its product BEN domain containing 4 (gene BEND4). The transcript has 5 exons. The record is from RefSeq and is a predicted model, not a curated record. Lineage: Eukaryota; Metazoa; Chordata; Aves; Coliiformes; Coliidae. Gene Ontology annotation, molecular function: DNA binding. The coding region runs from base 74 to 1546 and encodes 490 amino acids.